UUCACUCCAUCGUCAAACCUAUACUGCUACGCCCUACCUCGCUACGAUGCCUACGGCCGCUACAUCGGUAGCUGAGACCACUACUCCUGAGCCAGCAAAGAAACGAGCCUGUCCUCCGAAGAACUGCCCUUGCGAGUGGUGCGGUGUAGUAUUUUCCAAGUCAGGACUCGGGAGACACUAUGACUAUUGGGUUUACUCCGCAAGCCCUGGAAAACCUGAUGAGAAGCAUACGCUCGAAGCUAUCCAACGCAUGAGGGAGAUCCGGAAGGACGCCAGGAGGCUUAAGGGGUGUGAUAAACUCGAUCCGAAAGAGAUCAAAUCCCGCCAAAAUAAACGAAACUACGAACGCCAUAAGGGUAGGCACGUUGAGAAGAAGCGUGCCAAAAGGAUGUCUGAGAUGGCUAGGAGCAUGGUCUUGAAGGAGAUUGCUAUGGAGAUUUCAGCAAUUUCUGCACCCCCUACCUACCCAACUCUGGAGCCAGAUUCCGAGGCCCUCGUCAAUUUUCCGGCCUUGGUCUAUGCAUUUCUCUCUCCUCCUUCGGACGUUUUUGCUCCCUCACCUAAUCGCAACCUCAGCUCCUGGGGCGACCAAUUACCCGGAGCCACGGAAUACGUUGCUCUUGGCGUAAAAUUCAAACAGCCAGACCUCAGCAAGUGGUCCCAGAGACUAGACCAAGAGUGGCAAAAUUGGGGAUCGUUGUCAGAACUCGAAAAGAGCAAGCUUUGUUUCCAGGAAAUUGGUCGUGCCCUAUCAAGGAGCCAAGCGGAUGCCGCUACAUACAAGCCGUACGCAAGGAUUCUUGGUAAACUAGGAGGUGAAGAGUUGGGGAAUAGGAUUAUAAAAUGGGAAGGUAGAGCUACUCAGCUUCGCGCCCAAAAGGGGAGAGCUGAAGAGCUCCAGCUAGAGAAGGAAUGGAUGGCCACUAGAGAUGACCAGCACCUCAGCCAUGACAACGCCCCGACCGAAGGUGGAGCCUCAGGUAGCGGCGAGGGUAAUUGGGACAAUGGCAGGAGGGGUGGAAGUGAUUCGGGAACAUCGAGCUCGGGGGAUGACACUGAUUAGGCGCGAUUGGCAAUAGUUCCUUUGACUAUAUCCUUCAAAGUGGUGACUACCAACUUAUGCACCGUUCGGCAAAAAUGCCACAAAAAAACCAUUAACAAGUAUGGCAUAUCAUACCAACCACACAUAUUUGUUAUAUUAACGAAUAAUGAUCUCCAUCUGUAGUCGGCUUCUUGUUUUUUGUUUCUGUUUUUGCCCCUGGCCCCCGUCCCUUUCGUCCAAUCCCGAAUUAUUCUUACCCCUUACGAAUCUCCUUUGAUGGGCCAAUUCUUAUCUCUUAUCCUCAUAAUCUGCCCCCUUUUCCUCUAAAAGUACAAGCUUUUGGCAUGGCAUUUGCUGUUCCCGUGGGGUAGGAAUAAAUUUGAUCUUUUG
Molecule: messenger RNA, 1432 nt
Organism: Tuber melanosporum (Perigord truffle)
Lineage: Eukaryota; Fungi; Ascomycota; Pezizomycetes; Pezizales; Tuberaceae
Exons: 3
Coding region: 47-1063 (338 amino acids)
Source: RefSeq, a predicted model, not a curated record